CCGAGCGCGGGCAGCUGCCCCGGCGCGCCCUGCCAGUCCCGGGAGCCGGCGAGGCCGGCCUGGGGCGGCCCGGUGCGGGAGCACCUCGGGGAGUACCGGCUGGAGCAGCUCAGGGGCGACGGCCCAGCGUCCCGAAGUUUGCCGCGCCAGCUCGGGCGGCCGAGGUUUGUUUCCUUGAAAAGGCUCCAGGCUUCGGCUUGGAAAACCCAACCGCCAAAAUUGAGCCCAGCAGCUGGAGCGGCAGCGAGAGCCCUGCCGAAAACAUGGAAAGGAUGAGCGACUCGGCGGAUAAGCCGAUUGACAACGAUGCGGAGGGGGUCUGGAGCCCUGACAUCGAGCAGAGCUUUCAGGAGGCCCUGGCCAUCUAUCCGCCGUGCGGCAGGAGGAAAAUCAUCUUAUCAGACGAAGGCAAAAUGUAUGGUAGAAAUGAAUUGAUAGCCAGAUACAUCAAACUCAGGACAGGGAAGACAAGGACCAGGAAGCAGGUGUCUAGUCAUAUACAGGUCUUAGCAAGAAAGAAAGUUCGAGAAAUUCAAGCCGCCAUUAAGGUGUCUAGUCACAUUCAGGUUCUUGCCAGAAGGAAAUCUCGUGAUUUUCAUUCCAAGCUAAAGGUAACAAGCAUGGAUCAGACUGCCAAGGACAAGGCCUUGCAGCACAUGGCUGCCAUGUCGUCAGCCCAGAUCGUUUCUGCUACUGCUAUCCACAACAAGCUGGGGCUGCCUGGGAUUCCACGCCCCACCUUCCCGGGGGCACCGGGGUUCUGGCCUGGAAUGAUACAGACAGGACAGCCAGGAUCCUCACAAGACGUCAAGCCCUUUGUGCAGCAGGCCUACCCCAUCCAGCCAGCGGUCACAGCCCCCAUUCCAGGGUUUGAGCCUGCGUCAGCCCCAGCUCCCUCGGUCCCUGCCUGGCAGGGCCGUUCCAUCGGCACAACCAAGCUUCGCCUGGUGGAAUUUUCAGCUUUCCUUGAGCAGCAGAGAGACCCGGACUCGUACAACAAACACCUCUUCGUGCACAUUGGGCAUGCCAACCAUUCUUACAGUGACCCGUUGCUUGAAUCUGUGGACAUCCGUCAGAUAUACGACAAGUUUCCUGAAAAGAAAGGUGGCCUGAAGGAACUGUUUGGAAAAGGCCCUCAGAACGCCUUCUUCCUCGUAAAAUUCUGGGCGGACUUAAACUGCAAUAUCCAAGACGACGCCGGGGCUUUCUACGGUGUGAGCAGUCAGUACGAGAGCUCUGAAAACAUGACGGUUACCUGCUCCACCAAAGUGUGCUCCUUUGGGAAACAAGUAGUAGAAAAAGUAGAGACGGAGUAUGCAAGGUUCGAGAAUGGCCGGUUUGUGUACCGAAUAAACCGCUCACCAAUGUGUGAAUAUAUGAUCAACUUCAUCCACAAGCUCAAACAUCUACCAGAGAAAUAUAUGAUGAACAGUGUUUUGGAAAACUUCACCAUUUUAUUGGUGGUAACAAACAGGGAUACACAAGAAACUCUCCUCUGCAUGGCCUGUGUGUUUGAAGUUUCGAAUAGUGAACAUGGAGCACAGCAUCAUAUCUACAGGCUUGUAAAGGACUGAACCUGGUUAUUUAUAUAGAUAGAAAUCUGUAUAUACACACACGUAUGUGCACACACACACUCUCUCCAUUAUCGAACGACUGACUGUAAACCUCACCGCAGGUGAUGCCCUGGCCCCCAGGUCACACCCUGACUUUUCUAAAUCCUGUUUGAGUGAACUUAUUAUUAUUUUUUCAUGUGUUCUUGCUAUCAUUGUAGCUGUGAAAUUGUGAUGCAGUUGUUUGUGUAUUCCUCAGAUCUGCAACCCACGAUUCCUUGGGGAAGGUGAAUCUUACCAGCCUAAACCUCUCUCUCUGCAGACCUGUUUCCUGUUGUGGUAGAAAAUAGUUCUGAGACAGAGGAUUGGCCAUGGGGCAUUGACUGCCUUUAUACAAAUGUAUUUAGUUCUUUUGUUUGUUUUUCCAACAUAAAAUUCUUGUGUUAAGAUACAAGUAAAAUUAAUCUUUAAAUGUAAAUUAGUACAAGAAAACUAAGAUUCUUUAGACUUAUCUUUGUAAUUAAUUAGGGUGGAAGUUAUGGAAGAAUGUAAUUCACUAAAUUAUUUUUUAAAUGAAAUCUUUCUUUCUUUUUAAAACCAAAUGUUAAACUAUAGCCUUAAGAAAUACUUGGUAGAAAUAUCCUAAUGAGACAAAUUUUUUACCUUCCCCUUCAAGGUUAAACUAAUAUCUUAAUUCAUUAAACUGUUGAAACAGGUGUUGCAAAGGAAGAAAUUGUCACCCCUUAUCCUUAACAUAUAUAGUAUAUUUAAAAAUGUAAAAUUGUAUUGUA
Molecule: messenger RNA, 2341 nt
Organism: Arvicola amphibius (Eurasian water vole)
Lineage: Eukaryota; Metazoa; Chordata; Mammalia; Rodentia; Cricetidae
Gene: Tead1
Product: TEA domain transcription factor 1
Exons: 14
Coding region: 264-1574 (436 amino acids)
Biological process (GO): embryonic organ development; hippo signaling; regulation of transcription by RNA polymerase II
Cellular component (GO): transcription regulator complex
Molecular function (GO): RNA polymerase II cis-regulatory region sequence-specific DNA binding; DNA-binding transcription factor activity, RNA polymerase II-specific
Source: RefSeq, a predicted model, not a curated record